AUGGUGUACACAGGACCCCCGCCUGUCAAGGUGUACACAGGUCUCCCGCCUGUCACGGUGUACACAGGUCCCCCGCCUGUCAUGGUGUACACAGGUCCCCCGCCUGUCAUGGUGUACACAGGUCUCCCGCCUGUCAAGGUGUACACAGGACCCCCGCCUGUCAAGGUGUACACGGGUCUCCCGCCUGUCAUGGUGUACACAGGUCCCCCGCCUGUCAUGGUGUACACAGGUCCCCCGCCUGUCACGGUGUACACGGGUCUCCCGCCUGUCAUGGUGUACACAGGUCUCCCGCCUGUCAUAGUGUACACAGGUCUCCCGCCUGUCAUAGUGUACAGUUGUCCCCCGCCUGUCAUGGUGUACACAGGUCUCCCGCCUGUCAUAGUGUACACAGGUCUCCCGCCUGUCAUAGUGUACAGCUGUCCCCCGCCUGUCAUGGUGUACACAGGUCUCCCGCCUGUCACGGUGUACACAGGACCCCCGCCUGUCAUGGUGUACACAGGUCCCCCGCCUGUCAUGGUGAACACAGGUCCCCCGCCUGUCAUGGUGUACACAGGUCCCCCGCCUGUCAUGGUGAACACAGGUCCCCCGCCUGUCAUGGUGUACACUUGUCCCCUGCCUGUCAAGGUGUACACAGGUCCCCCGCCUGUCAUGGUGUACACAGGUCCCCCGCCUGUCAUGGUGUACACAGGUCCCCCGCCUGUCAUGGUGUACACAGGUCCCCCGCCUGUCAUGGUGUACACUUGUCUCCCGCCUGUCAUGGUGUACACAGGUCUCCCGCCUGUCACGGUGUACACAGGUCCCCCGCCUGUCAUGGUGUACACAGGUCUCCCGCCUGUCAUGGUGUACACUUGUCCCCCGCCUGUCAAGGUGUACACAGGUCUCCCGCCUGUCAUGGUGUACACAGGUCUCCCGCCUGUCAUGGUGUACACAGGUCCCCCGCCUGUCAUGGUGUACACAGGUCCCCCGCCUGUCAUGGUGUACACAGGAGGCGAGAGGAAAGAAGACGAGGAAGAUGAGGAGGAUGAGAGGAAAGAAGACGAGGAAGAUGAGGAGGAUGAGAGGAAAGAAGACGAGGAAAAUGAGGAGGAUGAGGGAGAUGAGAAGGAAGAUGAGGAGAAGGAAGAUAAGGAGGAUGAGGAGAAGGAGGAGGAGCGGGGGGAAUUAUGA
Haliotis rufescens (red abalone) is the source of this 1167-nucleotide messenger RNA. RefSeq names its product extensin-1-like. Lineage: Eukaryota; Metazoa; Mollusca; Gastropoda; Lepetellida; Haliotidae. The transcript has 2 exons. The record is from RefSeq and is a predicted model, not a curated record. The coding region runs from base 1 to 1167 and encodes 388 amino acids.